AUGGACGAGGACAAGGCCUCCUGGAUCUUGGAGUUCGUCCUCCGCCAGCCCCUCGAAGACUGGCUCGUCAAGGAGAUCCUCUUCCGCCUCCCGACGCCGUCGUUCCGCGACCCCCACCUCAAGAAGGCCCUCUUCCUCCGGCGGCUCGCCUCUGAUCUCUCCACCGGACGCUUCUGCGAGGACACGCUGCAGUCUCUGGAGCUCCUCGAGGAGCUCGACCGCUCCCUCGGCGCAACUUCGCCAUACGAGGCCCUGAAGAGGGCCUACUGCGCCGUGGCCGCCGAGUUGACAGCGUCGCCAUUGAGGGCGGGGGGCCCGGCCGGGGCUGGUUUUAUGGAGGUGGUGGAUAGGAUAUGGAAUCGCCGGGUAGCGGACCUGGAACGGUCGGAGGCGAGGGGGCUGGUGGGAGAGGAGUUGCAGGAGUGGAAAAAGGUGGCGGAAGUGGUAGUCGUCGACAGUGUGUCGAGGGGGCGUAUUCUACAGAGGGACACUAGCCGAGAAGCGGCGGACGCGUUGGCAGAGUAUCUGAGCGUGGCCUUCAAGGGCAUGGGGCCUCCGCUGCUGGAGCUGAUGGCCAGUGUGCUAGGCGGGGAAUCUAACGCUGACGGAGGCCAGGCGGCUGAUGAGAAUGCUGGAGUAAACGCCGUCCAAGGGCCAUCUGGGAUAUCUGCUGAGCGCGUCAAGUCCGUAGAGGUCGCCGGAAAGUCUCUUCCUCAAGAAGCCGAUGAACCUAGAGAACGGAGUUCCCCCACCAAAGAUGAUACGGAAUCGGUCCUUCCUACUGCAGCAACUGACGCAGAGGCAAUUCCCCCAAUUCAACGAGGUCAGUGUUUUUUCCCUCUACUUACGCUUUUUGAUGGAUAAAUAGACCUCAUCUCUCUAAUUGGGUGCCGCCGGUGUGAGGUUGUGGCUUGCCCAUCCUUGCAUGCCGUCCCAAAUUUCAUGCCUUCUCUCCUAAUCCUCAUGCUUCCAAUUUUUUGUCUGAAUGGAUUAUUGUAAUCGUCCGACUUUAACAGAGGAAAAUACUAAGACGAGUCGGAUAGCCAGACGAUCAGACACUUCUGACAAUGGCAGGACUUCUGGGCUACAGCUGUUGCCCACCAUGGAAGUUGACAUAGUGAAGGAAGCACUGAAGUCAAGCUGUGAAGAACUCCAGAUGGUGGUGAGAGAUCCUCUUACUGAAGCUCUGCUACGGGCUGUUGAGAUUCACAUCAGAAUGGAAGAGACAUCAGCUAAUCCAAAUGCUUCAGGACGCGACAAUCUGGCAGAUUCAGAUGCGGCUGGUCCUUGCAUUGACAGCGAUGCCCAAGCGGCUGCUGCUAAGGGAAUGACUGACAAGAACCAGCGGGGGGGAGUGAGUGCAAAGGUACCACGCCCCAGUCUCAUGGAACCUAAUCCAACGGCUCGCACUUAUGAGGUGAUUACCUUUGGAUCUGAGACACUUGCCGACGAUAGUCUCUUUUAAAACAAGUGUUUGAUGAAUGAAAAAUGUAAACUCUCACGAAUGGGCUAAUUUAGUUAAGAAAGUUUGUCUUCCACCAAAAUCAGGCUUCUUCAAAGAAGUUACGUCUUGUUCCUCAGUGAAUGAGCCAUUUCUUCUAAAAUGAGUUCAUUCUGGUGGGAUGCAGUUCUAUGCUUGUGUGUGCUCAUGUUCUCUUUAUGUUUCUUGAUGGACUCUUAUGGACAUAAUAUUACAAUAGCUAUAUUCAAUUAAAAUGUGAUCGUCAGGUUUCGUUGUUGUGGACAACAAGUUUUAUGAAUCAUAUGUUUGGUGAUUUUCGUUGUUGUAAAAGGACACUUAUCUUUCGUGAAUCAUAUGCUGGUAGAUUUGGACCGUAUUUGCAGUUUCGCUUAUAUUAUCUUUGGAUUGCAAUUAAUCUGGUAAUUCUCUUUUGUCUGCCUUUAUUGCAAUCAUAACUUUCAAUUUUUACUAAUCAUAAUUGAAACUAUGGUUUAUUUGUGUUGUGCUGCAAUAUUUUUAUUGCGUUGCUUGUGCAGGAUUGCUGUCCUUGUUCAUGUUUGCUAUACCUUCUUUAAUGUUUGCUGUCACUGUAAAAAGCUCACUAUCAAGGGGUUAAGUCUCGACAUGAAAUCGUGGCUGCAUAUCAGGCUGAACUCCACUCAGAAAUACUGAGUAGCUAGUGUACACUUAUGAUUCAUCAUUCCAAGGUAUAAGCUUGUUUUAAUAUUUGGUUUCAUUUAUUCUUUUGUUUGCAGUGGGAUGAAGAUUCAGCUGAGUCGUUAUCUGAAAAAUCAGCCUAUUCCCCCAAAAGGAUUCGGUUGCCAUCACCUAGGAUUCAGAGAGUUUCUCCUCUAAAGGUGCAGAAAGGUACAAAGUUUGUGAGGAGGAGAAAAAUCAAGAGAUGGACUCCAGAGGAAGAGAAUGCUUUGAGAGAAGCUGUGCAGAAGUAUGUGAAUAUGUUUAGUCUUUUUUUUAAGAACUGCUGAAAAAUACUGUUUAUUUAGUCCAGAUACUGUUGCAAAGGUUUUACACUGCAUUAACUUUUCUUUUAAAUGCUUAGCGAGAGUUUCCUGUUUUGUCAGAAAGUUUCAUCCCGUUGACUCAUUUCUGGAUUUAUUUCUUCUUUUGGAAUGUGAAGGUAUGGCACAGGAAGGUGGAAAUUUAUUUUGCAAUGUUAUCCUGAAAUAUUUGAAGAUAGGACGGAGGUACAGUUCAAGUUAUUUUGUCUUUCCGAUAAAAGAAAUAGAUUUGAAUGUGCGUGAUUUUACUUUAAUUUUUAUUAUUCUUGACACAGGUUGAUCUAAAGGACAAGUGGAGAAACAUGAGCAGGUACCCUGCCUUCUCCUCUUUUUUUUCUCCUUUUUCAAAUAAAGUAAAUACUGCUUUAGGUCAUAUGUUGUUCAACAGAGAAAAUUUAUAUACUGUUUGUCUGAAAAACUCCAUGUAUCCAACUUUGUUUUUGCAUUAUGCUUGGAAAUAAAAAAAAUUCUGAUAACAUCUAAAUCAUUAUAUGGUGGAAACAUUAUAGACCAUUCAAGGCCCCGUUGAACAAUCUAGUGAUUUGAUGAUGAUCAUGUGUGUCCCCCCAUGGAUGUUUCGUACCAUAGCUUCACAUCGCUGGAAAAUGAUACAAUGCUGACCAGUGCGACCUGACGUUCUCUGGAUCAGGUAGUUAUGGUCAAGGUCCCAAAGGAAGUUAUCCAUCUCCUUGGCAUUUCGUACGCUAGAGAACGCCUUUGGCUUGGGAACCCUGGCCCUCUUUGUGCUGCUGGUAGGGGACGCCUGCAUGCACUCCAGAAAGGGAACGCUUCAGGAGCAGGACAUGCUCAGCAAGGAGAGUCCCUUGCUGUGACACCCAUCUCUAGUGACAUCCCAUUUUUCGGGUUACAACUUACUCUCUGUACACAUAAGAUCAGUCUCUUCAAUGACAAUCCGAAGAAUGAUUUUCUACCAUUAACUUGCACAUCAAUUCUUAGAGGAAUUAGACGAAUAUUUAUAAGCGGUUUCUUGUUUUAUGUUCAGUUGUGAUGCCAUAACUAGUAAAUUAUUCAAAUCGUCAUCUUGUUUCUGUGCUAGGGAGAGUUUCGAGUUCCUCUUUGGGGAAUGUUUUCUUAUUCUCUUCGAUAUAUAUAUAUAUAUAUAUUCUUAAUCAGAAAGCGCCAUUUCUCCUUUUUUUUUUUUUAAUUUUUCCUGUGUGUGGGCUGUGUAUGCAGAUAUCACUUGUAAAAUCUUCAUUCUUUCGUCAAAGAAUGGAAAUCGGUGAGAAAAUGAGUUGGGCUACUUUUUCUCUCGGAUUGCUUCAAAACUCCGAUGGUUCUCGGAUAGCAAUGGCAUCUCUGCUGGAGCUGGAUGCCAAGUUUUGCCGUGUGCAGGUUGCCCUCUUUGCAUCAAGACUCCAUGCGACUGUUUCCUGCACAAGUCGAACCUGGACGGAUGUAUAUUUGAUGUACCAGUCGGUCAGUCAGUCUAA
Molecule: messenger RNA, 3932 nt
Organism: Spirodela intermedia
Lineage: Eukaryota; Viridiplantae; Streptophyta; Magnoliopsida; Alismatales; Araceae
Source: the annotation of a GenBank genome assembly